AUGGAGGAAUUAAUGACCAAGCUGAUAACAGAGACUCCAGAGCAACCAAUUCCUUUUUUAAUCAGUUAUCUGCAAUCAAAAAUAGGACAUAGUGGUCAAUUACAGAGGACACUGUCUGGAUCAGCUGCUCUCUGGGCAGAAAGUGAAUCACCAGAAAACAAAGGAAUGCGGCGAGAUUUUAGAAGCUAUGACAAACCCUGGCAAGUAAAUGCAAAAAAGCCAAAAAAGUCAAAGAGUGACCUUGCAGUUUGUAACAUUUCUCCACCUUCUCCAGAAUCCAAGUCCUUACCAAGGUCUAUUGAACAUCCUAAGUGGGACUGGCGGACAAAACCUGAAAGUCAUGAUUUUGAUGAGUUAAACCAUAUUCUUCUAGAAAGUAAGAAGUUGGGGAAAGCAUUAGAGAACUUAUCACGCAGUAUAGCUGUUACAGAUGAACUGGAGCAGGAUACAAGGGCAUUUAAUUCAUCACUUUUAAAACCAUGUGUGAUUGGUGAAUGGGUUGGACGUGAUGAUAAUGAUCCAGACCCUUUGGCUGCUGAAAUGAUCCAACCUCCAGUACCAAGAAAUAAAAAUGAACAACAUGAGGGUGAAGAAAUUAACAGCAGCCCUGCAGGAAGUUUGAAGAUGGAGCCAAAAAACAAAGGAUUAAAGCAACAACAGCAACACCAUAAGAAACUCUUGGCCGCAAUGUUGUCCCAAGACUCCUUUGACUCAGUACACAGUACUCCUGCUUCUGUCACAGAAGAAGAUAUUGAUAAUGAAGAUGAUGCCAUGGAACUGCUGGAGGACCUUGAUGAUCUGCGGAUGGAAGGUGUAACCAGCCUGAUGCAUUCUGGGAGCAAAUUUAGCCAGGGGAGAAGUACUUAUGGCACUGAGCCACAAGCAAAAGUCACACUAAACAUCUGUUCAAGGUGUGCAAGAUUACAGGGCGAAAACCUGGUUCAGGGAGUAGAUGAGGUACCACAAGAAAGUCAUCCAUCAGAAAAAGCUGUGGUAGAUGCAAAUGCUUUGUUGCCUGGGGCAGAGACAUUAAUGGAGGAUGAUGAAGAAUUUGAGAGUGCUUCUCAAGUGACAGGACCUCGUCAACCAGUCUGGGAUUCAGAAGCUUUGUCUGCCAGAAGUGGAGGCUCUCAGAAUCAAAAGCUCCUGAAAGAAGCAUUAACCGCAAAAGAGUUGAAGAGCAUGGAAAAGCAUCUCGCUGAUAUUGAAAAAGACUUAGCACUAAUGGCUGAAGCAAGUAUGUCUCGGAGUCCAAAUAGCCAGCCUGGCGCUAUAGUUGCUAAUUCUCAACAAGGGAAUUCAAAUGUAUCUCAGUUACAGAACCCAAGACCACAAGUGCCAAAUCAAACCACAACAAACUUACAACUACACCUUCAAGGAAACAAGGCACCAACGCAAGCUAACAGCAGACAGGGUUCAACUCUAUCAAACAGUAGGCCACAGACGCCUAAUUCCCAAUCAAGCAAACUUCAAACACCCCCGACUCCACUAGGCCGACCAGGGACUCCAAACAGCUUGAUAUCCCGACCUCUUACCCCUGGCACACAUGGAAAUGAAGAUGGUGUAAUUGCUGAGCAGAGAAGAAACAGAUCUGUAACAAUAAAAAGUCAAAUUGGUUGGACUGGAAACAUCUCAACAGGAAUUGGAAGUUCUUCUCAGAUAGCUACUGAGAAUGUGGGAAAUGUCUCUCAAAGAAACAGUGUCACAGAGGAGGAAUCCUUUGAGCAGCUUCAGGGUUCACGUCAGCCAUGGGUUCUCCCAAGUGACACAGACAGUGAAGGAGUUGACAUAGAAAAGGAAAAACGUAAGUAUACCCACAAAAUAGAAAACUAA
Bombina bombina (fire-bellied toad) is the source of this 1833-nucleotide messenger RNA. RefSeq names its product chromosome 5 C8orf34 homolog (gene C5H8orf34). Lineage: Eukaryota; Metazoa; Chordata; Amphibia; Anura; Bombinatoridae. The record is from RefSeq and is a predicted model, not a curated record. Bases 1 to 1833 code for a protein of 610 amino acids. The transcript has 13 exons.